Molecule: messenger RNA, 2444 nt
Organism: Crotalus tigris (Tiger rattlesnake)
Lineage: Eukaryota; Metazoa; Chordata; Lepidosauria; Squamata; Viperidae
Product: slit homolog 2 protein-like
Exons: 3
Coding region: 688-1749 (353 amino acids)
Cellular component (GO): plasma membrane
Molecular function (GO): protein binding
Source: RefSeq, a predicted model, not a curated record
AAGGAGCAUCCCAAGGCCUGGUGGGACAAUACUUCAGAAUUGCUUUGAAGUAGAAGGCUAACCUCUGGCCAUCAACAGUAACAAGAUAACUAUAGAAGCUGGCAGGAACUGCCCAACAUUGUUCUUGAAUAGGAGAUCUCCAGAAAAUAUAUGUAUUUUUUAUGCUGGAUUGGAAAGCUGGAAACUGUACCAGAAGAAGACAAUGGCAAGCAACAUUUGUAAGAAUACAAAGAAAACUGUGAACCUGAAGUCAUCAAAAAUCAAACUCAUCUUGAAAGUAUUUCUCUACAGAAGAUCAACUGAAAAAAACAACAACCAUUUUUUUUGCCCUGGAUUUAGUCUAUCAAAGAUCAACCAGCGAGUGCUGAAAACAGAGAAACUAAGGUAUGAAUGACCUAUCUUACAGAAAAUACCACUGCUCCAGUUACAGAUCUCUGGUUCCUUCCUCCUCUCUUGUUCACUCAAGUUGCCUGUUGUUCUUCUUCAAGGCUAAAGUCCAAGGAAGCUCUUAGCUAAUUACUUGACAAAGAGCUCUUUGUGAUGGGUUCCUCUGGGGAAAUCUGAUUCUCUUCUCCCAUCUGUAGAAGCUGACAAGGAUCUGAAGUGCAGGAGUGUAGGUCUCCAUUCCCUUUCUGUGGACUUUGCAAGUGCACAGCAAGAAUAAUUUCUGCUGCAGGCCUCUUAGAAAUGUAUCUCUUGUUUAUAACUGCUCUUUUCUGUUCGGUUCAUGGGGCUGAUACGUCCAAGAUUUGCCCCCAUCUAUGCUUCUGCUAUGAAUCCUCCAGUUUCGUGGACUGUCACAAUCGGCACUUGGCCCAUGUUCCUCAUGGCAUCCCUCACAGUACAUGGAUGCUGAACUUGAGACACAACAACUUGAGUGGGCUAGAGGUAGGCUGCUUUGAUGCUUUGUGGUCUUUGAAGAUUCUUCUUCUGUCCCACAAUUCCAUUGCAAAGAUUUGGCCCCAAACAUUCAUGUCCCUGAGUUUCCUGGAGAAGAUGGAUCUCAGCCACAACCUGCUUGCUCGCUUACCACAUGACUUCUCAAAUGAGUUGAUUUCCCUGAAGGAUCUCAAGGUGGCCCACAACUAUUUGAUAGCUUUGGGGUUUGAAAGCUUGCAGUAUAUGGAGAACCUCGAGAAGUUGGACUUGAGCCACAAUUUGGUCACUUCGAUUGAGAGAGGAACUUUCCGAGGACUCUCCAGGCUCCGACAUCUCUACCUUCAGUCUAACAGGCUUGCAGUGAUCUAUAAUGGCUUCUUUUUUAUGCUCCAGAACCUGGAAGUUCUUUUGCUUAACAGCAACAACAUCAGUUUCAUUGAGGUAGAAGCUUUCACUUCAUUACACAACAUGAAUUUUCUGGCUUUGACUGGCAACCGGCUCAUCCACCUAAAAUUUAAGACUUUUCUGAAUAUCCAAACAGUCAGCACCCACAUCCAGCUGGCUGGUAACCCAUGGGCCUGCGACUGUGACCUCCAAAGGGUUUUUGGCAAAAUCAUGAGUGUUCGGCAUCUUCAUGUGGAUGAUUAUGAGAACCUCACCUGUUUCAGUCCUUGGCAAUUAGCUGGCUCACCGCUUGUUUCUGUGGACAGUCAGCUGUGCAUGGCAGAGACAGCCACCGUCUUGGUGAUCACAGUUACUGUCCUGGUGACAGUGAUCGCUGCCAUUGUGAUGGCAGAAAGGAACAGGAAGAAGAACCAGGAGAAGAACUGGAAUGAAUUGGAAGGGCCUUUUGACCCACAGGAGAAAUAAGACAAGGACAAGAAAUAGUCUUUUGGUGUUUUUCAAAUGUUGUUUCACUAUAAUGCUUUAAACCUGAUCUAUAAUUCCAAACUCUGCUUGGUUUUUUUUUUUUUUAGUCUCAACUUGGCAUCUUCCAGAUGUGCUAGAAUUGCUUAUGGAUCCAUGGGCAUCCACAGCAGGGACAAGUGAUGUCAUGUGCACUAUGACAUCAUUGCAGAAAUGAUGCAAAUCAUGUAAUUCGCAUCAGUCAUGUUGUGCAUAUUACAUAAUGCUCUUUGUGCUAUCUGUUUAUGUAUUUAUUUGAUUUAUAUUCUGCCUUUCAUUCAAGCUGGCAAAGAUAGUGCUCCCUCCUAUUUUUCCCCACAACAAUAAUCCUAUGCAUUAGAUUGAGCUGAAUGGGAGAACAGCCAGCCGAAAGACACCCCAGAGCAGGGGUGUCAAACUGCCGGUCUACGAGCCAGUUGCAUCAUGCAGAGGCUGCGCCCACCCAGCUCCGGCAAUGCAAAAAAAGUCACAAUAUAUUGCGACACAUCACGUGACGUGGCAAAUUUGACACCUGUACCCUAUAGAGGAUGGCUUUGAAAGGCAGGAGGAAGAUCCUCCACCAAGGCAGCAAUUGGACAAGUGGGGCUUGAGUUCAUUCCCAAAAACUAAUUUGAGAAUACGAACCUCUUUCUGAUUUACAUGAAGAUAAAUGAGAGAGA